AUGAUAGCUUUCAUAAGCAUCGCCUUAUUUGUUGCCCUGUUCCUGCUCAACUCAGAUCGCAUUCAGAAAGCCAUUGAGAUAUGCAGCGAAUGUUUGAUUUUGCUAAAUAGCACCGAUCAAAACAGCAAAGACCAAUUUGAUUUAAUACCGCUACAAUUUUACAGCGACAUCUAUACACUUCUUUUCAGCGCUUAUCGUUAUAUCUCUGACUACGUAAGUGCGGAAAGAUACGGCAGGAAACUGUUUGUCUUAUACAGCAAGUCUGGGAUAAUGCUUUAUAAACUUGGCGAAAACCUAAAAGCGAAGGAGUAUGUUGAGAGGGCCCUUGCCAUAACAACCAAAAUUGGCGACAGAAAAGGGGAAGCAUUAUGUCAUGGAAUCCUUAGUACUUUGUUUCUGUCGCUCGGCCAAUUCGACAAGGCUAAAGAGUAUCUUCAAAAAGCGCUCGCCAUCAGAAUUGAAAUAGGCGACAGAGAAGGAGAGGCAGCUGAAAAGGCAAACCUAGGUACUUUGCUUCUGUCGCUUGGCCAAUACGACAAGGCUAAAGAGCAUCUCCAAAAAGCGCUCCUCAUCAGAACUGAAAUUGGCGACAGAAAAGGAGAGGCAGCUGACUACGAAAAUCUAGGUGCCUCGUUUCUGUGGCUCGGCCAAUACGACAAGGCUAAAGAGUAUCUCCAAAAAGCACUUGUCAUCAAAACUGAAAUUGGCGACAGAAAAGGGGAAGCAUCAUGUUAUGGAUACCUAAGCGCUGUGUUUGAGUCGAUCGGCCAAUGCGACAAGGCUAAAGAGUAUAUUCAAAAAGCGCUUCUCAUCAGAACUGAAAAUAGCGAUAGAGAAGGAGAGGCAGCUGACAACACAGGCCUAGGUAUUGUGUUUAAGUCGCUCGGCCGAUACGACAAGGCUAAAGAAUAUAUCCAAAAAGCGCUUGUCAUCAGAACUGAAAUUGGCGACAGAAAAGGGGAAGCAUCAUGUUAUGGAAACCUAGGUACAGUGUUUGAGUCGCUCGGCCAAUACGACAAGGCUAAAGAGUAUCUUCAAAAAGCGCUUGUCAUGAAAACUGAAAUUGGUGAUAGAAAAGGGGAAGCAUCAUGUUAUGGAAACCUAGGUGCUAUGUUUAAUCACUCGGCCAAUUCGACAUGGCUAAAGAGCAUCUCCAAAAAGCGCUUGUCAUAAAAACUGAAAUUGGUGACAGAAAAGGGGAAGCAUCAUGUUAUGGAAGCCUAGGUUCUUUGCUUCGGUCGCUCGGCCAAUACAACAAGGCUGAAGAAUAUCUCCGAAAAGUGCUUGUCAUCAGAACUGAAAUUGGCGACAGAGAAGGAGAGGCAAGUGACAACGUAAACCUAGGUACUUUGUUUCAGUUGUUCGGCCCAUACGACAAGGCUAAUGAGCAUUUCCAAAAAGCGCUUGUCAUAACAACUGAAGUUGGUGACAAAGAAGUAGAGGCAAGUAGCAACGCAAACCUAGGUACUUUGCUUCGGUCGCUCGGCCAAUAUAACAAGGCUGAAGAGCAUCUCCAAAAAGGGGUUGUCAUAACAACUGAAAUUGGUGACAGAAUAGGAGAAGCAUCAUGUUAUGCAAAUCCUAGGUACUUUGUUUCUGUCGGCCAAUACGACUAGGCUAAAGAGUAUCUCCAAAAAGGGCUGGUCAUCAGUACUAAAAUUGGCUAUGAGGAAGGAGAAGCAGCAAAUCUUUCAAACCUUGGAACUGCGUUUAGUAUUGUUGGAGAUUAUGACGCUUCGGAAGUACACUUGGAGAAAGCUUUAUCCAUAUCCAGAGAUAUUGGAGAUAGAAGAAAAGAGUUCCAAAUCCUUCGAAGUUACACCACUUUGUACUUAUCUCAAAAUAAGAUCAAAGACUCCAUUUCGUGUCUUCAUCUGUGCAUUGAAAAGUAUGAGGAGCUGAGAUAUUUCUUGAGCACCAAUGAUCAGUUCAAAACAUCAUUUCUUGAGGAAUUAGGAAUAUUUCCCUACAAGCUGCUUUGUCGUUUGCUUUGUGACAACGGAAAUGCUCGUGAUGCUCUUUACGUUGAGGAGUUGGGUCGAGCUAGAGGCCUACCAGACUUAAUGACAGAGAAGUACUCGAUUGAAACGCACAUCUCUGUUAAUCCACAAUCUUGGUUUGGCAUUGAGAACAUUUUUAGAGAGAAAAAUGACUGUACUUGUCUGUACAUUUCUUAUUUUCAGAAUCAUCUGCAUUUGUGGAUCUUAAAAACAAGUGGAGUCCUUCACUACAGAAGAAUAACACCAGAAGAGAAUCUAGUUCAGGCUGGGUUGCCCAAAGAUUGCCUUUGA
Pocillopora meandrina is the source of this 2291-nucleotide messenger RNA. Lineage: Eukaryota; Metazoa; Cnidaria; Anthozoa; Scleractinia; Pocilloporidae. The record is from the annotation of a GenBank genome assembly.